Bombina bombina (fire-bellied toad) is the source of this 2280-nucleotide messenger RNA. RefSeq names its product KIAA0319 ortholog. Bases 49 to 2280 code for a protein of 743 amino acids. The transcript is spliced from 19 exons. Gene Ontology annotation, biological process: homophilic cell-cell adhesion; neuron migration; negative regulation of dendrite development. The record is from RefSeq and is a predicted model, not a curated record. Gene Ontology annotation, cellular component: plasma membrane; cytoplasmic vesicle. Lineage: Eukaryota; Metazoa; Chordata; Amphibia; Anura; Bombinatoridae. Gene Ontology annotation, molecular function: calcium ion binding.
GUUCACCCUUCCCCUACAAACAAAGCUGUGCUGACCACUUCAGUAAAGAUGCAAUUGAAAGAACUUACAGUAAAUGCUGGAGGAAACAUACAAGUGGUCCUGCCAAAGGAUGAAGUACAGCUUAAUGCCAUUGUGGCCCCUGAAGCACCAGCAGAUAUGCCUUACACCUAUGAAUGGAGUCUAACAAGUCAGCCUUUGGAUUACAUGGGGGAAAUAGAAAUGAAACACACAAGAACACCAACAUUAACAAAACUCUCAACAGGUGUUUACUUACUGAAGGUUGCUGUAUCAAGUGGAAAUACAUUUGGAGAAGGAUUUGUUAAUGUUACUGUCAAAUCAGAACCCAGAAUCAAUCAGCUUCCUGUGGCAGUUGUGUCCCCGAAGGAACAAGAGGUGUCACUGCCCACAUCAUUUACCUUCAUUGAUGGAAGUCAAAGUACAGAUGAUGAUAAAAUUGUCACUUAUCACUGGGAAGAGAUUAAAGGUCCCUUAAGAGAACAGAAGGCGUCUGGCAAUUCUCCAGUUCUGCACUUGUCAGAUCUUGUGACAGGGAAUUACACAUUCAGGUUAACUGUGACUGACUCAGAUGGUGCAGCAAAUUCUACUUCUGCUUAUGUUACAGUCAACAAACCUGUGGAUUAUCCACCUGUUGCCAAUGCUGGGCCAAACCAAGUAAUAACGCUACCCCAAAAUCACAUCACUUUGAAUGGAAAUGAGAGCAGCGAUGAUCACCAGAUUGUCAGCUAUGAGUGGUCACUAAGCCCCAGCAGUAAGGGCAAAGUGGUGGCAAUGCAGGGUGUGCGCUCCCCAUUUCUUCAAGCAUCUGCAAUGCAAGUUGGAGAUUACACUUUUCAGCUAACAGUGACAGAUUCUUCCAGGCAGCAGUCUACAGCCCUGGUCACUGUCAUUGUGCAGCCUGAAAGUGACAGCCCACCCAUUGCAGAGACGGGGCCUGAUAAAGAACUGACUUUUCCUGUGGAAUCUACAAUAUUAGAUGGAAGUAAAAGCAAAGAUGAUCAAGGCAUUGCUUCCUAUGAAUGGGAAAACAUCAGUGGCCCAAGCAAGGCAGCAAUCAAAGACAGUGAUAAAGCAGUGGCAGCGGUUUCUGGCCUGCAGGUUGGCACAUACCGCUUUCGUUUGACUGUAAAAGACAAUCAAGGGUUAAGCAGCUCAUCUACGUUGUCAGUGAUGGUUAAAGAAGAAAACAACAGCCCCCCAAAAGCCCAUGGUAGUGGGAUUCAUGUUCUUGUGCUCCCUAACAACUCCAUAUCGUUGGAUGGUUCAAAGUCUUCUGAUGACCAAGGAAUAGCUUCAUACAUCUGGACAAGAGAUGGGCAGAGUCCUGCAGCUGGGGAUGUGAUGCAUUCAUCUGACCACAAGCCAGUCCUUCAACUCACCAAUCUGGUAGAAGGAAUUUAUCUUUUUCAUCUGAAGGUCACAGAUACUAGAGGAGAAUCUGAUACAGACACAGCAACAGUGGAAGUGCGUCCUGAUCCACGAAAACAAAACCUGGUAGAACUGAUUUUACAGGUUGGAGUUGGCCAGUUGACUGAACAACAGAAAGACACUCUAGUGAGGCAACUGGCAGUGCUUCUGAAUGUCUUAGACUCGGAUAUCAAAGUACAAAAGAUACAAGCACAUUCUGAUUUAAGUACCAUCAUUUUAUUCUAUGUCCAAACUGGCCAUCCUCCUAAAGUUCUAAAAGCAGCCAAUGUAGUUCAUACUCUGCAAGAACAACUUUUCAAGCAGAAGGCAGACUUCCUACUCUACAAAGUCCUCAGGGUGGACACAGCUGUUUGUCUCUUGAAAUGUUCUGGCCAUGGGCAUUGUGAUCCUAUCACCAAAUCUUGCCUUUGUUAUCCAUUUUGGAUGGAGAACUUGAUUCAGAGGUAUAUCAGUGAUGGAGAGAGUAACUGUGAAUGGAGUAUGCUUUAUGUCACUGUAUUAACUUUUACUUUGGUGGCCUUCAUAAUGGGAAUCACUUGGGUCUGCAUCUGUUGCUGCAAAAGUCGGAAACGGACAAAAAUUAGAAAGAAAACAAAAUAUACAAUUCUGGAUAAUAUUGAUGAACAAGAGAGAAUGGAGUUAAGACCAAAAUAUGGUAUAAAACAUAGAAGCACGGAGCAUAACUCCAGCCUGAUGGUGUCUGAAUCUGAGUUUGAGAGUGACCAAGACACUAUUUUCAGCCGUGAGAAGAUGGAUAGAGAGAAUCCAAAAAAUAUUGCCAGUGGGGAUCUUAAAAAUGGUGCACCAUUUAAUUUCAGCUCAAAAUGCAGAUAG